AUGUCAGGUCGCAAAGAUGGGGGUGACUCCUCCAGCGACUCUGCGGCGGAAGACAGAAAGAGGUCAAGAGAAGAGGAAGAGCUCGUGGCCCUGAGGACGAAAGUUAGCUCGCUGACGGAUCAGAUGAGCCAGCUAAUGUCGCCAGUGGAAGAUACCAUGAAGGCAAGCAAGGAGGAGGAGCCAGCUGGCACCAUGGUGGGUGCCGCUGAUCGCGGCGAUGCUAGGGAGAGCGCCGCCGCGGAGUCCACGAACGCCGAAGGAGGGGCACCGUGGACCGGGAGUGCGCAGGGCGGGAGGCACAUGCGCAAACCUGUUCGAGAGUCUGGCCCGUCAGGGCGACACAGCGGCGAAGCAGGGGGCUUUGUCCCCCAAGAGGGCGACACAGCGGCGAAGCAGGGGGCUUUGUCCCCCAAGAGGGGAAAGGAAACAGGGCGAAGGGCGCAGAGCAAGCGUACUUCGCCGACGGUGAGGGCCGCAGGGAGCGGUACUCAAGUAGGAGUCAGGGGCAAGGUCAUGGUCGUGGCGGCGGCCGUGGCCGCAGCAGCACUCGUGGCCGCGGCGGAGGCGGUCGCGGCGGCGGCCGCGGCGGCCGCUCAGGCGGAUCCGGAGGAGUCGAGGAGAACAAGGGAAGCAGCAGUGGAGGCGCCGAUGGCGGCGGUGGACUUCGUGCCGUGGUGUGCGCGCGGCGAGGGGUGGGGCCACACCAAAGAAAGGGGCGCGACGGAGGAGGCCGUCCUAGCGCAAGUGGGGGAGCAUGAGAGCGACGUGGACUCCGUGGAAGACCAGGCGUUUUGUGCCGUGGCAGUCCCCCCAGGCGAGUGUGGUACCGUUGGUGAAGUAGGUCUAGUGGGGGUCGUGGAACAAGGCCAGGCGGUGUACGUGGCCGACAGAGCGGCCACGUGCUCCAUGUUCCGAUGUGCAGACAACUUCGUGAACUACCGUGAGCGUGGCGGUUGGGUGAAGGGGAUCGGAGGCGACAAGGCCCCCGUUCCUCUUCUAGGAUACGGAGAUGUGACCUUAGUCCUGCAGACGGAAGAUGGUGGAGUACCCGUACCAGUACUGAAUGAUGCCCAUGUACCAGAGGCCCCCUACAACCUCCUCUCGCUGUUUUCAUCGGCGGAGGAGGGCCACACGUAUUCGGGGAUGAAGGGGGGCCUUACGCUGACCACGAAAGCCGGGGGGAAGGUGUGGUUCCCCCGGACUGGAAAGCUGCUGACCCAACGAGGCUAUCAAAUAAAGCCAACGCUACACAUCGCCUGUGCCGCACUCAUUGUUCCUGGCGAUGCGAAAGCAGCCAACCCCACUGACCUCAACGACUACCACCUCGCGCACGGCCAUGCACACGAGACAUUGCUCAGGAUCACGGCGGAGCAGCAGGGAGUGCAGCUGACGGAUGGACCGCUGCUACCCUGUCUUGGCUGUUCGAUGUCCAAGGGACAGGUGAAACCCGUCCAGAAGAGCACGAGCACACGCGCAGUUAAGAAGUUAUUUCGCGUGUAUCUCGACUUGGGGGGAAAGAUGAAAACCAGGAGCAUUGGUGGCAACUGGUUCCCGGAAGGCUGUGGUAGCAUGUCCGGCAAGGUGGUCAAUGUUGAGCGUGCCCUGCAUGGCCUAAAGCAGAGUGGCCGUGAGUGGGGGUUUGAAGCUGCCGAUGCCCUCAUCGAGAAUGGAUACGAGCAGUGCAGGGUUGACCCGUGUGUCUUCCGGAAGGUGGUGGAUGAAGAGGUCGUAGGUCUCAUCGUGAUCUACGUUGAUGACAUCUUAGUGGCGGCAGACGAGGGAGAGGGAGAGGAGGUGUUCGCUUCCCUCAACAAGAAGUUUCCGGUGAAAGAUCUGGGGGAGUGUACCUGUUACGACGGGUGUGCUAUCGCCAUGGAUGUAGAAAAUGGCAUCACCAAGCUGUCCCAGACAGCAUACAUUGAGAGUAUGCUGAAGCGGUUUGAUGUGACCACGACCGCUUUCACCCCUGCUGCCACCGAUGCCGACCUAGGGCCGAAGAGAGAUUACGAGCCCACGGUGGAUAUGCCUGUGAGGGAGGCGAUCGGAUGCCUGAUGUGGACGAAGCUGACGAGGCCAGACAUCGCCCUGCCUCUGAACAAGCUCAUCCCCCACUCACCCACCGGGAGGAUAUGGAACGCGCUUGUGCGGAUCAUGUCCUACCUGAAAUUCAAGAAGGACUUCGGCAUCACCUACGUACGGGGGUCAGGACUAGACCUAAGCGCGUUUGUCGAUGCCAGCUACGCUGACAACGAAGUAGACAGGCGUUCUACGACCGGGCUAGCUGUGACCGUAGGUGGUACCGUAGUGUGUGCAUCCACCAAGACGCAGCCAGUGACGGCUCAAUCGACCUCGGAAGCAGAGUAUAUGGCAGCCGUGGAGGGCGUGAAGGAAGCGUUGUUUGUGCGUGGCGUUCUGUCGUUCAUAGCGCCCGAGACGAUUGGGGCGAAGAUCAAGGUCCUUGAAGACAACAAAGGGGCUCUCGCCUUAAUCGAGAACCCGUUCAGCUCAGCGAGGAGCAAGCACAACGACGUGCGGUUCCAUUUCAUUCGCGAGCUAUUCAAGUCGGGCAAGAUCACUGCAGAGUAUGUUCCGACUGGGGAGCAGCACGCCAACAUGCUGACCAAGGUCCUUGGCAGAGAGAAGUUAGAGUACCACCGGAAGGCUCUGAUGAACCUACCGAUGCAGUGUUCUCUUGUUCUGUUUGGUUUAUGUGGUGGUUUUAUCACGUGGCAUAUAUGA
Messenger RNA from Ectocarpus sp. CCAP 1310/34, 2739 nucleotides. Lineage: Eukaryota; Phaeophyceae; Ectocarpales; Ectocarpaceae. The record is from the annotation of a GenBank genome assembly.